AGAGAGAGGAAUCUAUCCAGGCUGGAGACUGGAGAAGACAAUAGCAGACUGACGGACAGAGGGACCAUACAAGAGACCCCCACCAGGACACCAUCUGCUGGCUACAAGUGGCAUUUCUCCCAAUAGGUUGCCUUGUACUUUCUACCCUCCUGCUGGCGCUUUAAACAUGAUUGGCAGAUACACCCACGCAGUGGUAAGAGGGGUCCCUGCCUCCCUGGCACUGGAAGCAGAUGGGAAAGUGGACCUGGCAAGGGCUCAGCGUGAGAGCGGGGUCUACUCCGGCAUCCUCAGACAGAAACUUGGCCUUCAAGUGAUGGAGUUGCCCAGCUGUGAGGACCUUCCACGUGGCCAGCUGAUUGGUGACACGGCAGUCGUGAUAGCUGAUACGGCUUUGAUCACUCGCCCGGCCAUUCCUGCCAGGAGGAAAGAGACAGAAGGCCUGCAGAAGUUAUUUGAGGAGCUGAAAUUCAGAGUCUGUGAGAUCACGGAUGAAAACGCCAUGUUGGAUGCCAGCGACAUCCUCUUUACAGGUUCAGAGAUCUUUGUAGGCUUGUCCAAAUGGACGAAUCUAAGAGGAGCAGAGAUGGUGGCAAAGUCAUACCAGGAUUAUGCAGUUUCUGUUGUCCCAGUUUCUGGAGACUUGCAUCUAAAAAGUUUCUGCAGCAUGGCCGGUCCAGAUACCCUUGUUAUUGGAAGCAGCGACUGCGCAAAGAAAGCACUAAAGAUGAUGGAGCAGCUUACAGACCAUCAUUAUGAGACGUUGACUGUGCCCGAUGAUCCCGCUGCCAAUUGUAUCUACGCCCGCGUGGGACCUAAAUCCAACGUCUUGGUGCACCGUAGUGCUGAGGAAUACCCCAACAGUGUCCAGGUCUUCCAGAAACUGACUGAUUACACCCUGAUCCCGGCAUCCUGCACAGAAGUGUCCAAAUUAGGAGGCUGCCUAACCGCCUGCUCCAUAUUGAUAAACCGCAAGCUGGAGAUUUGACUUCUUGCUAUGCACCCGACCACACCACGCUGGCACAAGGUGGUUGGCUUAGAGGCAGCCUACCUGUUCAUAGCCUCCCAUUUAUCUCUUUACAUCCAUUUCAACAUACAGGGUUUACCUUUCAUCAUCCACACUAACACAUAGCACUGUAGCACAUAGGUUUUCUAGAACAAUGGAGGUAUAGGAAAAUGAGGUUUCCCACAGAAGCCAAUGAGGUUCCGUGUGUUUUUUCCAAAACUGAGAAUCAGUUUUAGUUCUUAUAGGAAACGCACUUUUUUUUUUUUCUUGAUCCUAAUUUGAUUGGAUACCUCUAACACUUUGUAUGUACAUAUCUCUAGGACCUGUCUGAAUGUCUGGGGCUGCCAGUAAACUCGAGUAGUUGUUUGAGAUCAUUUGUUUUUCUUAUAAUAGCUGAAACAAUGCAGGUUUUUGGCUUGGUUCUGAUAACUAUAUCCAGUUAUCAAGCGCUGUAUUCGAACUGCAUU
Molecule: messenger RNA, 1470 nt
Organism: Nanorana parkeri
Lineage: Eukaryota; Metazoa; Chordata; Amphibia; Anura; Dicroglossidae
Gene: DDAH2
Product: dimethylarginine dimethylaminohydrolase 2
Exons: 6
Coding region: 167-985 (272 amino acids)
Biological process (GO): arginine metabolic process; positive regulation of nitric oxide biosynthetic process
Molecular function (GO): dimethylargininase activity; amino acid binding
Source: RefSeq, a predicted model, not a curated record